CCUCAUACCCUUUGACUUUCUUACCUUGGUAUAUAUAGUCAGUGAGGCUAUCAGAGUUCUCCUGGCAGCCAUCAUGAAGGGUAUAGUCUCAAUCUGCUGCUUCUUCAGCCUGCUUGUCCUGGCCUUAGCAGAGGAGGAGGUGGAGGAUGUCCUGAGCCACAUCCUGAGAGACAGAUCACACAUCGACGAGACACUGAGGCUGGCCUCUGAGGAGAACGCAGCAGAAAACUAUCAUGCUGCUAUUCAGAAGUUACGUAAGAUCUACCACUCAGCCAUCAAGCCCAUGGAACAGGCCUAUAAGUACAACGAGCUCAGAGCACAUGAGAUCUCAGGCGGACGAACACUGGGGGAUGGGAACACAGAUGGGGAGAUCACCUCCAAGCCCAUGGUGUUGUUCCUUGGGCCCUGGAGUGUAGGCAAGUCCUCCAUGAUCAACUACCUGCUUGGCCUGAAGGAUAGCCCCUACCAGCUGUACACAGGUGCUGAGCCCACUACCUCUGAGUUCACUGUGAUCAUGCACGGCGAGAAGACCCGCUCCAUAGAGGGUAUCGUCAUGGCGGCCGACAGCUCGCGCUCCUUCUCGCCCCUGGAGAAGUUUGGGCAGAGCUUUCUUGAGAAGCUGAUUGGCAUUGAGAUGCCCCACAAGCUGCUGGAGCGCGUCACCUUCGUGGACACGCCUGGAAUCAUUGAGAACCGCAAGCAGCAGGAGAGAGGCUAUCCCUUCAACGAUGUGUGCCAGUGGUUCAUCGAUCGUGCCGACCUCAUCUUUGUGACCUUUGACCCCACCAAGCUGGACGUGGGCCUGGAGCUGGAGAUGCUCUUCCGCCAGCUGAAGGGCCGUGAGUCCCAGAUCCGCAUCAUCCUCAACAAGGCAGACAACCUGGCCACCCAGGACUUGAUGCGUGUCUACGGUGCCCUCUUCUGGUCGCUAGCACCCCUCAUCAACGUCACAGAGCCCCCAAGGGUCUACGUCAGCUCUUUCUGGCCUUUCGACUACGCACCCGACACCAGUCGCGAGCUGUUUAAGCGCGAGGAGAUCUCCCUCUUGGAAGACCUAAACCAGGUGAUCGAGAACCGCAUGGAGAACAAGAUCGCCUUCAUCCGCCAGCAUGCCAUCCGGGUGCGCAUCCAUGCACUUCUGGUGGACCGCUACGUUCAGACCUUCAAGGACAAGAUGAGCUACUUCAGUGACCCGGACCUGGUGUUCAAGGAGAUCGUGGACGACCCGGACAAGUUCUUCAUCUUCAAGUCCAUCCUGGCCAAGACCAACGUGAGCAAGUUCGACCUGCCCAACCGUGAAGCCUACCAGGACUUCUUCGGUGUGAAUCCGAUUGGCAGUUUCAAGUCCCUGUCCGCCCAGUGCUCCUACUCAGGCGGCUGCCUGCUGGACAAGAUCGAGAAGGCCAUCACCAGUGAGCUGCCGGGUCUUCUAAGCAGCAUCAACCCAGGCAAGGCCCCCCCCGGCCUGUCCUCCUGCGAGGCCACUGGAUGCGGAGACAAGCCUAAGAACCGCUAUCGGAAAAACUGAUAGAAUACGAGAGAGAGGAGGAGGGAAGAGAAUAAAGGAAGAAGAGGAGGUGUGAAGGAGUGAUAAAGGAAAAAGCGGAACGGUGACAUUGGUCAGACCCCCGGUCUUGUCAGACCCCCGGUCUGGUCAGACCCCCAGUCUGGUCAGACCCCCAGUCUGGUCAGACCCCCGGUCUGGUCAGACCCCCGGUCUUGUCAGAAGCCUGUAAUGUUGUUGUUUGAGGAGACAGAGAAGGGAAGGGUUCAUUUAGAGGGUUGUUUCUCAGGAGAACAAGAGGUGGUGGUGUGUUGAGGGUUUGGGGAGAGGAAGAGAUGGAGGGAGGAAGGGUUUGUGUGUAUGAUUUGGCAGCUGAGAAUAAUAGUUGCUUGGAGAGAUGAGAAGAUUACAGAAUAACUCAUCUCCCUCCUCUCUCCCUUGCACAACCACAAUGAACUGUCUGUGAUUGCAGGAAAAAUAUGUAAAAUUGUAUAAAAAUACAAAAUGGUGAGACUGAAACAGUCUACCACCAGCUCCCUUGUAUGUGAAUAAAAUGGGAAAUUGGAAACAGGAGUUGCCAAUUUGUUUUACAAAAUCUUAUUUGAAAAAUGCAUUGCAGCAGGUCUCAAUUCUCUGCGACGUUCUUUGUCUUUCUUUUUGAAGUCUGGGUUCAGUCCUUUCCACAGACAUUAGAUCUGGAUCUUUUUUCUCUCCUAUGAAGGCAUUAUAAGCUCAGCCUUUAGGUGUAAUAACACUGUCAAGAUGCCUUUUAACACUGCAUGUUAGAUGACAGAUGGUAUUUAUUUAAUAACUGAUGAUAUCAUAGGUGCAUGUAUUUACCUUUCUCAAUGUUCCCUUAAACAACUGACAAACCUUAUGGUGCAGUCCCAACAAACUCUAUGUACGGUGCUGUAAGAUGGUCCACUCUCUUGGCCAUCUUUGUUUUAUAUGCUUCUUCUCGCUCUCAGGUUGUUGACAGCCUGUGAUAUGAGCAGAGACGAAUGAGGAAGCGAGACAUCCUACUCCCUUAUUUUUUCUGGUUCAUAUGCAGUCCAUGAACUAAGUAGACCAGACCCAGCUGUUAUCACAUUGGUGUCUAUGGGAGAACACCCCUUAAGCAGACCGGAACUGUGACCAUUUUUUUCAAUGGUAAAAGGCCUGAGUGGGACAUCUUCAUUUAUCCACUAUCUUUGAUAUGAGCAGUGUCUUGAAUGCAGAUGUCAGGGUCAUGAUCUUCACAUCCUAUUGGUGGUAGGGUGGGGUGAUGGGGUAGGGGUUUGGGUGUACUCUGAUUCACUUCUUAACUAUGCUUACUUUGCUGUUGUUUGAGUAUAUACAUUUGCUAGCUUAGUUGCCAGGUCUGUUUGUGCUUUAGCCCUUCUAUCAUAUCGCAUGACAAAGUACAAACAGAGAAGAGUUGGCUAAAGCACAAACAAGUCUGGCAACCCAUCCAUGAAUCUUCCAUUGUCUGAUAGGAAUUCAAUACUGUAUUUCAAAGUUUUCUUUCUCCUUUAAAAUGAUACGCUUGCCAGCUGUUUAGCUGAAUGACCAACAGGAUAUAAAAGGGAAACAGGUUACAUGAAUGAUGGAGAACCUUCUCAUGGUGUGACAGUAAAUAAACCAAAUGAUGUGUGUUUGAGUGUGA
This is a messenger RNA of Oncorhynchus mykiss (rainbow trout), 3149 nucleotides long. The record is from RefSeq and is a predicted model, not a curated record. Lineage: Eukaryota; Metazoa; Chordata; Actinopteri; Salmoniformes; Salmonidae.